AUAUAUAUGACGUCAUUAAGCGUCGCCGAAUGUGCGGUUGUGGCUAGCAAGCGCUAACAACAAACAAUCGCUGUUCCGAGGCAUCUAUUAAGAUUAUUUUUUUUGCUUAAUUUUCAGUAUAUUGCGUUAAAGCAACAGGAAUGUCUCUGGAUACUGUCCCGAAAGAUCUGCGGCAUCUGAGAGCGUGUCUGUUGUGCUCUCUUGUCAAGACUAUUGAUCAGUUCGAGUAUGAUGGAUGUGACAACUGUGAAUCAUACCUGCAGAUGAAGGGCAAUCGGGAGAUGGUUUAUGAAUGCACAAGCUCUUCUUUUGAUGGUGUCAUUGCUAUGAUGAGUCCAGAGGACAGCUGGGUGGCAAAAUGGCAACGAAUCGGUAACUUCAAGCCAGGUGUCUAUGCAGUGACCGUGACGGGUCGGCUACCUCCAGGUGUGGUGCGAGAGCUGAAGAGCAGAGGCGUCAUCUACCGCUCCAGAGACACGGCUGUUAAAACAUGAACACUGACACACACACACAAUCAGCUGCUCUGCUAUUGUCUGUUAUUUCAUUUGUUUUAUAAUUUUCUUUUCUACUUGCAUUACAUUUGUAUUUGGAGUGCAUUUGAUGGAUAAAUGAUUUGAUUCUUCCAUGUAAAGGAUUUAAGCUUAAUUAAAGUUUUAUAAACAGCA
Pimephales promelas (fathead minnow) is the source of this 665-nucleotide messenger RNA. Lineage: Eukaryota; Metazoa; Chordata; Actinopteri; Cypriniformes; Leuciscidae. The record is from RefSeq and is a predicted model, not a curated record.